AUGGCUCUUCCUAUCAUAGAACGAACUACACUACGCCUGCGUACAUUCGGAUCCGAGGAAGCACGAGAAAAACCGUCAAAUAAAGUCUCGCUCAAAGCAUGGGACGCUGAUGGUCAUCCGUUCUCUAUGCAUUUGUUCACGCACGAUAAGUUAGUGAAACCACUUGUUAUUCCAACAGUUCCUAAGAAAGAUGUAGACUUUAUUCGUCAACGUAAUCUUCCCGUCUAUCUUAGUAAGAACGAAUUAAAGGUGAAGCCCACUAUCCUACUCGGCUCCGACCAACUGUGGUCCUUAGUGAGAAACGAUCAACGGCACGUCACACUUCCCUCUGGGUUGCAUCUUCUGCCAACUCGCUUGGGUCACCUGAUAACAGGAAGUGCCAGUAAUCCUUCACAGUCAGCAAGAGAACCUGCAAAUGGUAAAACUAAUACUGGCCGUACACUGAAUGUUAAAAAAGGGAAACGCAAUCCGGUAAAAUUCGCAAGAAUCGAAGAACACAUAAAUUCCGAAACGCUAAUGCACAGUGAACGUAUUCCAAUACAUGAAACAAACAAAGAGAAAAAAGGAAAGAAAAGAAAUGAAGAGAACUUAGAACAAACAACAGGUCAUCAAGAUGUGAUUCAUUCACAAACUGACUGCAGCUCAUUAGAAACGCAGUUGAGCGAGAUUUCUGUAUUAGAUGACAACUGGGAAAUGUUCUGUGCGUUGGAAGCGGCCGGAGCGGAAGAAUAUACGAAUUUCGAGUCAAACGACACGUCCACAUUUAAUGCAUUGAUGCAGGAGAACAUCUCCAAACACUUAAACAGCUUCGAAAUCAUGAAACCAGGUGGAGCCCCGCAUAGUGAAAGCUUAGCUAAUCGCAUUCUAGCCGAAGACACCAGCACAGAAGCAACAAGCGCAUACGUUGUUGCGGAUAUGGAGUGGCAAUCAUGCACACCAAAGGCGACGUUAACAUCACUCAACAACGGUCCUGGCUUUCCGCAACGCUUGCGAAAGAAGCCCCCUUGGCGCGAUAAACGAAGCACGACCAUGUCAUUCGACCGCCACGAAUUCUCAGAAGCGAAAGGAUGA
Molecule: messenger RNA, 1071 nt
Organism: Angiostrongylus costaricensis
Lineage: Eukaryota; Metazoa; Nematoda; Chromadorea; Rhabditida; Metastrongylidae
Source: the annotation of a GenBank genome assembly